ACUGUGGAGAGCACGAGGAUGCUCGCAUUCUGACACUCAUCACUCUUCUUCUUCUUUUCUUUUUCUCCUCAUUCUCCAACGAUGCUUCCCGGGGACGUGAGCAGCCUGAAGCCUCGUCGUGUGUCGCUGCCGGUGCCCCCGCCGAGCCCUCCGCCGAGCCGCCGCCACUUCUCGUUGCUCUUGGGCAUGAGGCGGCGGCGUUCGGGCCCCGCACCGGAGCGGCGCGUCAACUGCGUCCUGGUGGGAGACGGUGCGGUGGGCAAGAGCAGCCUGGUUAUCAGCUACACCACCAAUGGGUACCCCGCCAGAUACGUGCCCACCGCCUUCGACAACUUCACAGCCGUGGUGGUGGUGGACGGGACGCCGGUCAGACUGCAGCUGUGCGACAUGGCAGGACAGAAAUGGGGAAUUGGUGAUGGAUCCAUCAAUGAUGAGCUGGAGCGUCUCCGGCCGCUCUGCUACCGAAACGCAGACGUCUUCCUGCUGUGCUACAGCGUGGUCCGACCCACUUCCUUCCGCAACUUGACCCAGUGCUGGGUGCCCGAGAUCCGCCGGCACUGUCCUGGUGCGCCGCUCGUCCUGGUGGGCACCCAGCUGGACUUGCGCGAGGACGUCCAGGUGCUGAUCCGUUUAGCUCAGAACCAGGAGUGCCCGGUGGGCUCGGAGGAGGGCCGGCAAUUGGCGCAGCAGCUCGGUGCCGCUGGCUUCGCUGAGUGCUCCGCGUUGACGCAGAAGAACCUCAAGGAGGCCUUCGAUUCGGCAAUCUUGGCGAGCAUCCAACAUAUGCAAGAUGGAAGCGAAGGCGACGUUAACGGUGGUGACAUCAACGGUGGUGGUGUAUGGCCACAGAGACGAACACUAAAGACGAAGACUCCCGACAAGAUCAAGAAGCUCUCGGAGGCCUGGUGGCGGAAGAUCCGAUGCCUGGUGGGGGAACAGAACUGUGAUCAGCUGACUGCAUGAUCAGGUCAUAGACAACUUUACAACAUUGACUGAAGAAAAGGCCCUAAAUGUCGAGAUUGUGUCCCUAUUGUGGUUAGCGUCACCCCUUUGAGAUGCCCAAGAAGGUAAAACAAAUACGUGACACGAAGAUGGAGCUCGUAAAUUCUUAGCGUGCAUGUCGGAAUGUGCAAAUGACAUAUACUCUUUCAAAAAGAUGUCCCAAGAAUAUCUUUCUCUCUCUGAGACUUUGGAGAAAGGAGUUAAGAACACAAUGCAACGAAACAUGAGCCCUGAAUCUCAAAACAAUGUCGAUGACAGAUCAGCGCUACAGAAAGAGGAAACAAAGCUAAGAUCUUGGAUCUUAGAUUAGUGCCCUGAGCAAGCGGAACGAGUUUUCACAAAUUAGUUUUCAUAAAUCGAAAAACUCGUGAAUUGCGGCACUUGUAAGUCAGAGUGCAAGUUGGUAAAAGAUCUAUGUGGAGAAUGGCAGCAUAAAACUACAGUAAAUGUGUACUGUAAGCAAUAAAACCUUAAUUCCUUGAGGGUAAAGCGCAUAUUUUCCUAUAGUUGUCAGAUGUGCUAAAAACCUGAGGGCGACGUGUUGAAGAGUUUCAGCUCACCAGUGAGCAAGCGGCUGAACAUCAUCUGGGGAUGAGCUGAAGAUUCUCUGCGUCUAAUUGGAGCAGACGGGCCCACCUGGGCGGGAUUACGCCGCCAUAUGGUGCGUGAUCGCUUCUCCGUCCCGGCUUUGUCCCCCGCUCGCUUAUGUGGGAACGCGAAAGCGACACUGUUGGUGUGUCAGCGUGUCACCAGCGUAGCGUGCGGUCCACUUUGGAGCCACAGAUCUCGUUAGUCAAAGAUGGCGGGAACAGUUGGCACCUAUGAGACUUUAAGCUACCAUAAGACCUUGAAAUACAAGUGACACGGAGUACAGAAUGGCUUACACUGGAGCUCCAUUUUGGCUUUGGUACCUAAACUGGAUCUCUAUAUUGAUUUUGGGCCUGAGACUAGAUCCUCUUUACAGGACUGUGGUACUUGGACUAGAUCUCCAAUCUGACUUCGGUACUGCACUGCUGUUUUCUUUUGCAACUUACAGUACAUAUUGGGUCUCUUCGGAUUCUUGUUUUCGCUUAAGGACUUUCCUUGGCGGCACGGUGGACGACUGGUUAGAGCGUCUGCCUCACAGUACUGAGGACAAGGGUUCAAUCCCCGGCCCCGCCUGUG
Molecule: messenger RNA, 2166 nt
Organism: Phycodurus eques (leafy seadragon)
Lineage: Eukaryota; Metazoa; Chordata; Actinopteri; Syngnathiformes; Syngnathidae
Product: rho-related GTP-binding protein RhoU
Exons: 4
Coding region: 82-963 (293 amino acids)
Biological process (GO): small GTPase-mediated signal transduction
Molecular function (GO): GTP binding; GTPase activity
Source: RefSeq, a predicted model, not a curated record